Messenger RNA from Macadamia integrifolia, 4087 nucleotides. RefSeq lists its product as uncharacterized. The record is from RefSeq and is a predicted model, not a curated record. Gene Ontology annotation, molecular function: transcription corepressor activity. The transcript has 5 exons. Bases 252 to 3221 code for a protein of 989 amino acids. Gene Ontology annotation, cellular component: nucleus. Lineage: Eukaryota; Viridiplantae; Streptophyta; Magnoliopsida; Proteales; Proteaceae.
UCCUCUUCUCUCUCUGUCUGUGUUUUAAAUCGGCCCUCCCUUACUAAAAACUCGUAUUUACUAUUUUCUCUCUCUAGCCCUUCUCUCUCUAUAUAGUCCAGGAAGAGGGACGACACGACUUUGGUUUAGUUUUCCUUCCCCUGGCCUUCCCUCUCUUUUUCUUCUUCUUUGCCUUCGUUAGCCAUGAAAGCUUAGCUAUCUCAUAAAGCAGGCUUUCGUUUUCACGUGGGUUUUGACGUUCAAGCUCUUCCAUGGAGUUAGUUGUGGGAAGGACAUUUCAAGGGAAAGACUUUUUUGUGCGUGUCACAGAGAUGGAUUCAGCUGAACUGAACCUUGAAUGCAUAGAAGAAACAUGUUCCGACCAGUUACUUGCACCAGGUUAUCCAGAAAUAAGCAGUAUCGUUGGAGAUCAACAGGUGCUUCCUCGAAUUGGGGAUCAGUACCAGGUGGAAAUCCCACCCCUGAUUGAAGACUCUGGCAGUAUUCAGCUUAUAAAGAAAUCAAUUGAUUCAGAUGACAUGGUUGAUGUUACUAAUUCUUUUUUAAUGGGAUUACCCAUCCCUAUCAUGUGGGUCCAUGAUGAGCUUGCUAAUGUUAAACUUGAAUUGCUGGAAUGUCUUGGUAAUCCAGAUGAGGACCAAAAUGGGUUGGUAGAGUUUGGAAACAAUAAAGAGGACCAGAUUAUUUUAAACAAUGGAGAUUUGAAACUUGAAUCUUUGGAUGUUUCCCUAAAAUAUGGAAAAGGAGUUGGGCCAUCACAAAGCCUUGAAUCAACUGCGGUGGUAAGCAAGCAGAUGGAUGUGGAGUUGCCUAUGGUGCCAGAAAAUAAAUCUAACCUGGUUCAGAUGCGUGGAGGCAGAACUUACUGUCCAUUUCCAGGAUCUUUAGGUGGAUCCUGGAGUGACAUUGAGAAGGAGAGUUUUAUCCUUGGUCUAUAUGUCUUUGGAAAGAAUCUUAUUCAGGUGAAGAAAUUUAUGGAGAGUAAAGAAAUGGGGGAUAUACUAUCUUUCUAUUAUGGGGAGUUUUAUAGGUCUGAUGGGCAUCGUAAGUGGUCAGAAUGCAGGAAGAUGAGAAGCAGAAAGUGUAUACAUGGGCAAAGAAUUUUUACUGGAUGGAGGCAACAAGAAUUAUUGUCACGCUUGCUUCCUCACAUGUCAGAGGAAUGCCAGAAUACUUUGCUGGAGGUGUCUAGGACAUUUGGAGAGGGAAAAAUUUCUUUGGAAGAAUUUACCUCCACCUUAAAGGCUACAGUUGGCAUGAAAGUCCUUAUUGAAGCUGUAGGAAUUGGUAAAGGGAAACAAGAUCUGACAGGCAUCAUGAUGGAGCCUCUAAAGGCCAAUCAAGUUAUUUCUACUCGUCCUGAAAUACCAAUUGGCAAGGCAUGCUCGUUACUUACAUCUGGGGACAUCAUUAAGUUUCUAACAGGAGACUUCCGGUUAAGCAAAGCCCGGUCAAAUGAUCUUUUUUGGGAAGCUGUUUGGCCCCGUUUACUUGCAAGAGGGUGGCAUUCUGAGCAGCCUAAGAAUCAUGGUUAUACUGGUUCCAAGCAUGCUCUGGUGUUUCUUGUACCUGGUGUUAAGAAGUUCUCGAGAAGGAGACUUGUGAAAGGAAACCAAUACUUUGAUUCUGUCAGUGAUGUCUUGAAUAAAGUUGCGUCAGACCCAAGGCUUCUGGAGCUUGAGGUUGAAGCAGUUAAAAGUGAAGGCAAGGAAGAAUUUAGUUGGGACUCAGAGCUAAAAUUGGAUCAAGGUGGGUUCUCUGAUCAUCAACGACCUUGUUAUCUUCGACCACGCCUUUCAAAUUGUAAGUCAGAGCUCAUGAAGUUUACUAUCGUGGAUACCAGUUUGGUUCAUGGAGAAGAACCAUCAAAAGUCAGAGAACUACGAAGUAUACCUGUCGACACUACGAAUACUUCCAUCCCAACUAACAUAUCCAGAGAACCUGAGGGAGAUAGCUCUGAUGAGAAUGUGGAUUAUCCAAACCCGGCUCACAAUCAAGGCGAUGCUAAUACUUCCAGCCCUUCAAAGGUCAUGUUUGACAGGGGCUCCUAUUCUGACACAACAAAUUGCAUUAAGCAUGCGAUGCCAACUUACUGUCAAGAUCCCUCAAAUGGACCAUCAGACAAUCAUGGGAAUUCAUAUCGCAAUAUUGAGAAGCAACCAAGGAAGACUAAGUGCCCAGUCAGCCAGAUUGUUAAUGGUCCAGGUCCCUCCAGUGGUCCAUCAGACAAUCAUGUGAACACAAACUCCAAUACUGAGAAGCAACCAAAGAAGACUAGGUGCAAAGUCAUCCAAAUUGCUAAUGGUCCAGGUCCCUCCAGUGGUCCAUCAGACAAUCUUGAGAAUACAUACUCCAAUACUGAGAAGCAACCAAGGAAGACUAGGUGCAAAGUCAGCCAGAGGGUGAAACCCAGCCAGUCAAACCAUGCCCCUGUCACAAAAAGGCGGAGGUUGACUGCUUGUAGUCAUUCAGAAACAAGCCGCAGCAGGAACAGUUUUUCUGUGGCUCCUGUACAAAAACAAGAGGAGCCUUCUUUGCAGUCAAACUCACCUUUUGCAAGUGAUAACAUGGUUUCUCUAGUGAGGCAAUCUCUGGAUAAGGUAUCUUCUACAGGUUCUUCAGCUAAAGGCAGUCCAGACGAGAGCAGUGAAGGGAUUCUCACUGGGAAUUGUUUUGGUGAACUACAUAAUGCGAAACCUCAAUCGCAGACUUUGAUUGACCUUAAUCUACCCCAUGCUCCACCAGAUUUUGAAACUGAGGAACCCUUUACUGAAGAUGUUGACAGCCUGGAAGACCCAAAGAGGUCAUUGCUACCAUCUGAAAUCAGCCAGCAGCCGGAGGAUUCCAAAGCAUUGAGAACCAAUAAUGCCAAUCAGCAGCCUACUGUAAAUGCCCGGAGGCAGAGCACAAGAAACCGACCAUUGACAACAAAGGCAUUGGAGGCUCUUGCUUGUGGGUUUACGAACACAAAGCGAAGGAAGAGGAGUGCAGAGGCCCUUUCACGAGAGAUUUCAAUACCAAGGCCUUCCAGACGAUCCCGUGGCAAGGUUGGAGUUACUGGAAAUUGGGGUGUUGAAGCUGGAGUCGUGGAUUCGAAGGUUGUGGAGAUGGUGGUUGAUGGUGAGUGUAGUAGUAAUGCCUACAUAGUUUGCAAAUCCCAGGUUGGAUCUGAGAAGAACGGGACAUAUCAUCCUGAAGUUUUGAUGUGUAAAGACGAUUGAUAUUGUUAGAUGGUGACAUCAUUUGGUGUUGCAGAUGAAGAUGCAAGAAAGUUGGGAAAGAGUGGUCUGCCAGUUAGCAUGCCGAAGAACUUGUGUUCAUUGUAUUUACCAGUAAUCCAGGGAGAUCACUAUCUCUUUUGGAUGCUUCUAUGCCAUUAUAUGCAAGGAGAAGAACAAUGUUAUCCCUUCCAAAUGUCUUCCGUUCAUUUGAUUGCUGAAACAAUGGAACAUGAUAGGUUGGAAGAAACAAUUGAAUAAUGGUGCUUCAGGACAGUUUAGUCACAUCUGAUGGAGUAAAACUUGGCUCUUUUGAGAAGUAGGAAGAAGAAAUGAUAGUAACUUCAGAGGGACUCAGGCUUUCCAGACAAGAACAUUUGUCAGUUUCAAUAAAUUUCCUUUUCCAUAAGAUCGAUUGACAUUGCUGCAAAGGAGUUCUGAACAGCAAAGCUGGAGGGUGUCAUUCUCUUAUGUCAUCUAAGAGGAGUAAUGCUGUGCGUUGACUGGUCGAACUCUGAUUGUUUCUGUGAUUGUAGAGCCACAUUAUACACAAAUUGGGUACCCAUUAGUAUUGAUUCUGACAGUGUUGUUAUGAACAUAGUUUCUCCCUUGUGAUUUUAAAGGUUUAUACCCCAUCUGUAUUGAAUCAUAGUUUCUGUUUGGAAUCCUUUUGUUUUCCAUAGCUUUGCUUUAUUCUCACUGUGAUAUAGGAUUCAUUACAUGAACUGAACUUACAUUUUUCUAGCUCUGUCCUUUAAAACAUGUUUUGAUGGUUGUACUUUGAUUAGGAGUUGAACAGAUGAUCAUUUGGUUGUGUUUACAGGCAAAUUGAGCCACAGAUUACAAAAUGUAGGCCUAGCUAAUAUGUA